Molecule: messenger RNA, 1251 nt
Organism: Enterobius vermicularis (human pinworm)
Lineage: Eukaryota; Metazoa; Nematoda; Chromadorea; Rhabditida; Oxyuridae
Source: the annotation of a GenBank genome assembly
AUGCGAGAAAUCGUACAUGUACAGGUUGGUCAGUGUGGUAAUCAAAUUGGAACAAAGUUUUGGGAAGUAAUUUCUGAUGAACAUGGCAUUCAUCCGGAUGGAACCUAUCAUGGUGAAUCAGACUUGCAACUAGAAAGAAUCAGUGUCUAUUACAAUGAAUUAUUUAAACCGGAUAAUUUUAUUUUUGGUCAAACUGGAGCUGGCAAUAACUGGGCAAAAGGACAUUACACAGAAGGUGCUGAACUGAUGGACAGUGUCUUGGAAGUAAUUCGUCGCGAAGCUGAAGGAUGUGAUUGUUUGCAGGGUUUUCAACUGACCCAUUCACUCGGUGGUGGGACAGGAUCUGGUAUGGGAACGUUGUUGAUUUCAAAAAUUCGUGAAGAAUAUCCCGACCGUAUUAUGUGUUCGUUUUCUGUGGUUCCAUCACCAAAAGUGUCUGAUGUUGUUCUUGAACCGUAUAACGCCACUUUGUCCGUCCAUCAAUUAGUUGAAAAUACUGACGAAUCAUACUGCAUUGACAACGAAGCUUUAUAUAAUAUUUGCUUCAAAACGCUAAAACUGACAGACCCGUCUUACGGAGAUCUUAAUCAUUUAGUAUCGAUGACUAUGUCAGGCGUUACUACUUGCUUCCGUUUUCCCGGGCAACUUAAUGCCGAUCUUCGUAAGUUGGCUGUUAAUAUGGUUCCGUUUCCAAGACUUCAUUUCUUUGUCCCAGGAUUUGCGCCCUUAACAGCAAGACAGGCCGCUGGAUAUCGAGCAUUAAGUGUUCCCGAUCUUACACAACAGAUGUUUGAUGCAAAAAAUAUGAUGACCGCCUGUGAUCCCAGAAAUGGCCGUUAUCUUACUGUUGCUGCAAUAUUUCGGGGUAAAAUGGCAAUGCGUGAAGUUGAUGAACAAAUGUUCUUAGUCCAGCAUAAAAAUGCAGCCUAUUUUGUCGGAUGGAUUCCAAAUAAUGUCAAGACAGCUGUAUGUGAUAUUCCACCUCGUGGACUAAAAAUGAGCUCAACAUUCAUUGGAAAUACAACAGCCAUACAAGAAAUAUUUAAACGUAUUGCCGAACAGUUCACUGUGAUGUUCAGAAGGAAAGCCUUCUUACAUUGGUAUACAGGUGAAGGAAUGGACGAAAUGGAGUUCACAGAGGCAGAAAGUAAUAUGAAUGACCUGAUAUCAGAAUACCAACAGUAUCAGGACGCAGCUGCUGAUGACAGUGAAGUGGAAUACGCUGAACCUGACGAGAAUCCAACCAACUAG